AUGGAUAUCUGUCCUGACGUUGUACAGUCCAAUUACCUUGUUCAGACAUCUCUAGAUAACAGUCAUAAUGACGCAUUUCUGAAGAGGGAAUUACGCAUUGUUUUGCUGGGCAUCACUGGUGCAGGGAAAAGUUCAUCUGGGAAUGCUAUUCUCGGACAGAAAAGCUUUGUAUCAAAGGUCUGUUCUUCGUCGGUUACAUCAAAAUGCUUGGAAAAGAAGACAACGCGUUUUGGCCAUGAUAUUGUGAUCAUCGAUACACCGGGCUUCUGCGAUACUCACCGUUCAGAGAAGGAAAUAACCAAGGAGAUUGUCAGGUGCAUUGGAUUGUCAUCACCAGGUCCUCACGCCUUCGUCAUGGUUCUUAAAGUUGGAAGAUUUACCAAAGAAGAGCAAGCUAAAAUUGCUAAAGUUAAAGAAGUAUUCGGCCAAAAUAUGACAAACUAUUUGUUCGUGCUCUUUACUCGACUUGAGGAUCUUGAAGCAGACGAGCAGACCUUAGAGGAAUUUCUAGCACAGAAUGAUGGUGAACUCAAAGAACUGAUCGAUGAAUGUGGCGACAGAUGUACAGGAAUAAACAACAAUGAAAAGGAUGCUAAAGUCAAAGAACGCAAAGUUAAGAAGCUGAUAGAUAUGAUAGUGUCUAAUGUGGAGAAAAAUGAUGGACGUUACUAUACAUCAGCCAUGAUGGAAGCAGCAGAGAAAAUUAUUCUUAAACGUCAAGAGGAACUACAGAGAAAGAAGGAGGAAGAAGUUCGCCAAGAAAGAGAAAAGGUAAAAAGGGAGGCAGAUGAAAAGCUAGCACAGCUUGAAAAAGAGAUGCAAAAGAAACAAGAAACAAUGAUGGAACAGGAGCGGGAAGAACUACGGAAACGUCACGAGGAAGAGCUCAAAAGAAUCGAAGCUGAACGGAUCAAAGAAGAGAAGAGGUUAACGGAGAAAGCCGCCAAAGCAGCAGAAGAAGCAAGACACCAAGUUAGGGAAGAAAUCACACAAGGUGAAACGAUCUUAAAUGCCAUCGGACGAAGUGUGGUUAACAUAGUUAGUAAAGGUGUGAGUGACGCAUAUGGUUGGAUUACAUCUUGGUUUUAGAUCAUCUAUUGCAUCGAAGAGGAAUCACGACCUGCUAUGGAUUCCACAAGAACAAGAAGAUUCAUCUGAGAUAUAUUGGAAGAACAGAACUGUAUAGUUUUUACAAUUUUCCGAAGCUGUGACUAGGUUAAGCGAUGUUCACGUACUUUCGGUUCAUUUGGACGUUUCUGUCCGAGUAAGUUUGACCAUGUUUAUCUUCUUUCUAGGUAAAAACACAAAAUAUAAAUUAUUGUUUUAUUCAUCGCUACCAGGUAAAAAUCAUUUUUUAAAAAUCCAUUUUGACUCCUUUUGAAAACAGAUUGUGUACACAGUUUCGAAAUAUUUUUGUUGUAUUGAAGAUAUAUGGAUGACAUUAGGCAUACUAAAGUGGAAAAACAUGUUUUAAAAUAAUAUAAUUGCAAAAGACAAGACUUUUACCAGUGUUUUUUUCUUCAAAUCAGAUUUGUAUAGUCACUUGCUGGUAUUAGUAAAAACAGUUGUGAUCCGAUUGCUUACUCUUGUUCUGUGCAAACGUCGUUAAGCCUUAGUUUUUGGCCAUCUAAACGAAGUUGGAACGUGAUAUAUAGAUAUUGCUGUCUACGGUAAAGGGUCUAAUCAGAAGUUAUAGCCAUUUUAACGUGUUUACGACAAAUAAAACCUUUUAAAAAU
Gigantopelta aegis is the source of this 1737-nucleotide messenger RNA. RefSeq names its product GTPase IMAP family member 7-like. Gene Ontology annotation, molecular function: GTP binding. Bases 1 to 1089 code for a protein of 362 amino acids. The record is from RefSeq and is a predicted model, not a curated record. The transcript has 3 exons. Lineage: Eukaryota; Metazoa; Mollusca; Gastropoda; Neomphalida; Peltospiridae.